Xenopus tropicalis (tropical clawed frog) is the source of this 1970-nucleotide messenger RNA. RefSeq names its product popeye domain cAMP effector 2 (gene popdc2). Gene Ontology annotation, cellular component: membrane. NCBI's taxonomy places the organism in Eukaryota, Metazoa, Chordata, Amphibia, Anura, Pipidae. The record is from RefSeq and is a predicted model, not a curated record. The transcript has 5 exons. The coding region runs from base 454 to 1503 and encodes 349 amino acids.
CUAAGAGAUCCACAUUCCAUCCUUGCCCCUCGCUGGUGUAGUGUUGCUCCAGCCGGGGAAGGGAGAGCUUCUCGCCAGAGUGGCACGGGCAGGGUUAAUGAGACACCAUCGCAGGGAUCUGUGUGGUUGGAGAGAAGCUGGGGAAGAUGUCAGGGAACAGAGGGAGGUGUAAGAACUGACCAGACUGAGGAAGGUACAAGGGGACCAGCAGCUACAGCCGGGGCGGCAGAGACCAGAGGGCACUCUCCUUGUUCCCCAGCAGUGUUGUUAGAGCUUGGAGAGCACUUGGACCUUCAACUUCUCUGCCCAUUCCCAAUGCACUAGCUGGGGCAUCCCACUGGGUAGUGUUGGGGGCAAACUCAUCCUGCAGGAGCUAAGGCUGGACUGACGCUGAGGGGGCAAACGGAGCCUAAGUAGGAGGUUUUGGAGGCUGUCUCACAGGACACAGAGAGAAUGUCGGGAAACAGGACGGUUCUGGAGCAGAUCCUGUACACGUACCCCGAGUGCGAUGGCUGGAAGCACUUUGUGGAGGGGGCUAUUUACCACCUGGGGAAUUUGCUUCUCAUUCUUGCCUUCAUGGGGGGCAGUGGUAUCUAUGGCUGCAUCUAUAUUUUCGCGCUGAUGGGCGCUGGCUUUCUGUGCUUUGCCCUGUGGGGCUGGCUCUCAGCCUGCGGGGUGGAUAUAUUUGUUUGGAAUCUGCUGCUGCUGAUCAUGUGUUUGGCUCAGAUUUCCCACCUUUUGUACCAACUGCGGAAGGAGUCUUACGGGGAGCACUACGACACCCUGUACCGCACACUCUACCAACCCCUACAGGUGCCGCUGGAAGUCUUCAAGGAGAUUGCCCACUGCAGUGGGAUGGAGGUCCACUACUUGAGCGCAGAUCAAAGCUAUGCCCUGGAGGGGAAGACCCCUAUUGAGCGCCUGUCUCUGCUACUCUCUGGGAGGGUGAAGGUGAGUCUGGAAGGGCAGUUCCUGCAUUAUAUCUUCCCAUACCAAUUCCUAGACUCCCCUGAGUGGGAAUCCCUGCGCCCCUCUGAGGAAGGAUCAUUCCAGGUCACCCUAACGGCAGAGACGGACUGCGUUUUUGUCAGCUGGCCCAGAAAGAGGCUUUACCUCCUAUUGGCCAAGGAGAAAUACAUUUCCCGGCUCUUCUCUGUGCUUCUUGGCUUCGACAUUUCCCAGAAACUCUAUGCCCUCAAUGACAAGCUCUUUGCCAAGUUUGGCCUCCGCUUUGAUAUCCGCCUGCCCAGCCUCUACCAUGUGCUGGGUCCCUGCUCGGACUCGUCUGGGGAAAUUGCCCCGGAGCCUCUGCCUUCUCUUCUACCUCAGGAUCCACCCCCCAAGGUGGCGCCGCCCCUACCUCAGCAAGCACCAAUCAGCAGGGACCACCGGCCAGAGAGUGGCAUUCUGGGUGAGGAUUCCACCAGUCUAAUCCUGGAGGAUUUUGCUGAGCUGCCUGGUUCCUAUAUGGAUUAUGUGAGCGAGGGAGAGUAUUUGAAGUGAGAGGGGGCCAGGCAGCUGGUAUGGUAGCUCCCUGUGACUGUAUCCUGCAGAAGGGACACCCCCGGCUCCUCUCGUACGGCCGGGCCCCUCUGGCCCCAACUCAGACCCCGGAACUCUAGGGAACAAGUCAGAGAACCACGUCCCAAUGUGAGCACAAGCCACGAGUGUGUGUGUGAGUUCCCACUCACGGGAGUGCACUCAGCACUGAGUAGAGACUGUGGGAGCCCAGCGGAACAAGAAGACUGUGAGGGUCUCAGUACAGAAUCCCAUAGUGUGAGGAACCGCUGUGCCCAAUGGUGUCUCCUCUGCUUCCGGAUCAACCCCCCCGGCCCCUCACUCACUGGGUCUGUGGUGGCACCAAACUCCGCCCCCUCUCUACCCACGUGCCCCCAACCCCCUCACUGGCAUCACCCUGGCACCAUUAUGGGUUUCUCAGAUUCAUUAAAGUUUUAUUUAUUCACUUUUAA